AUGCCAAAACAGUGCGUAUGCACGCGCGAGAAAAGGAAUUGCGGGUGCGGCAACACCGAUCCUUCCGCGUCCAACACGACUAGAAUUGCGGAAGUACGAAAAAGCGAAGCUCUGCCCAAUACCUUUGAUGUCACGAAAUAUGGUGCCAAGGCAGGAUCGGAUAUCACUAAGGCUUUAUUGAGUGCGUGGAAAGAGGGAUGUGCAGCAGCGGGUUCCGGCAAAGUCGUGGUACCAAAAGGGAAGUACUUUUUAGGCGUGGUGGAUUUGAUAGGCCCUUGCAAGGGUGCCAUGCAUCUUCAAGUGGAAGGAACGUUGGUGGCGCCAGCAAAAGCUAGCCAACACAGCAAGAAUAGCUGGGUUACAUUGAGAUACCUGGACCGAUUAACGGUAUCCGGUGGCGGGGCCUUCGACGGACAAGGAGAAAUUGCUUGGGAGCGAGCGCACUGUGGCGACAGAUGCAAGACACCACUUCCAAUUAACCUACGGUUUGACUUCGUCACCAACAGCAUAGUUGAGGACGUAACUUCCAUCGAUAGCAAGCAGUUCCACGUCAAUGUCCUCGGCAGCAAAAACCUCACCUUCCAGCGGUUUUCAGUGAAAGCCCCGGGACAUAGUCUCAACACCGAUGGAAUUCACAUUGGACGAUCGGAGGGGAUCAACAUAAUUAAUUCAAACAUUGUCACCGGUGAUGAUUGCAUCUCCAUUGGCCAGGGGAGCAAGCAAGUACGAAUCACAAAUGUAAGGUGCGGACACGGGCAUGGCAUUAGUGUUGGAAGCUUAGGAAAGUACGAGAAGGAAGAACCUGUGUCCGGAAUUUAUGUAAAGAAUUGCACAAUAUACGACACUGACAAUGGCGUGAGAAUUAAGACUUGGCCCGCAUUGUAUGGUGGCAUUGCGUCGAAUAUCCAUUUCGAGGACAUCGUCAUGCAGAACGUCAGCAAUCCCAUCAUUAUAGAUCAAAUGUACUGCCCAUGGAACCUAUGCAAUCGGAAGAAGCCAUCAAAAGUUCAAAUCAGCGACGUCAGCUUCAAGAAUAUUCAAGGAUCGUCAAGAACGCCCACGGCCGUUCAAAUUACGUGCAGCAGCAGCGUACCAUGCAAGGACAUUGUGCUUUCUAACGUUAACCUCAAGUACACCGGAUCUAAGGGAUCUGCAAAAUCUAAAACAGUGCGUAUGCACGCGCGAGAAAAGGAAUUGCGGGUGCGGCAACACCGAUCCUUCCGCGUCCAACACGACUAG
This is a messenger RNA of Manihot esculenta (cassava), 1239 nucleotides long. RefSeq names its product exopolygalacturonase-like. NCBI's taxonomy places the organism in Eukaryota, Viridiplantae, Streptophyta, Magnoliopsida, Malpighiales, Euphorbiaceae. The record is from RefSeq and is a predicted model, not a curated record. Bases 1 to 1239 code for a protein of 412 amino acids. Gene Ontology annotation, biological process: carbohydrate metabolic process. Gene Ontology annotation, molecular function: polygalacturonase activity. The transcript is spliced from 7 exons.